Anarrhichthys ocellatus (wolf-eel) is the source of this 2420-nucleotide messenger RNA. RefSeq names its product RNA binding fox-1 homolog 2 (gene rbfox2). Lineage: Eukaryota; Metazoa; Chordata; Actinopteri; Perciformes; Anarhichadidae. Gene Ontology annotation, biological process: nervous system development; regulation of alternative mRNA splicing, via spliceosome. Gene Ontology annotation, molecular function: mRNA binding. The transcript is spliced from 7 exons. The coding region runs from base 1031 to 1960 and encodes 309 amino acids. Gene Ontology annotation, cellular component: nucleus; cytoplasm. The record is from RefSeq and is a predicted model, not a curated record.
CCCCUCGGUGAAAUGUAUGGAAGCACUGCGGCACACUGCGUGUAUUCUGCAGGCUGCAUGGCUGUCUGGCUCUGCGUUCAAAGGGAGAGCGGAAGAUAGGAGGAGGGGAAUGACUACACCAAGAGGGUAGGAGGAGGAGGGAGGACAGUUUCCUUUCUGUAACACACACGCCACAAGAUCGCACCGGGAAAACGGGGAGAGGAAAGAAAAUUAUAGGCGAGAGAGAGAAGAAGGAAACACCGCAGCCCCUCGGUCCGUUUGGUUGUGUCGGUUUUUUUAAAAGGGGGGGGGGGAGAAGUCGUGUUUUCUUUUUAACGCAGACUCGCGGACUAACAUGGGGGAAAGAGAGAGCUCCUGAGGCGGAUUGACUUUCAGUGAACCUCUGCUCUGUGGUACAAGGCUAAUAGAGGGGGAAAGGGAAGACAUGUUGAGGGUUUUUUUCGUCUUGAGGUUGCGGUAGGAUGUUGAUGUUGCGCUCCUAAAUACAAUAAAAAAUACACACAAAACCAGACGGUUCUUCGCGGAGAGGAAAAAAACCGAGGGCAAAUGGACAUUUGGCGGUAGGUUGUGCUCAGGAGCUAUUGUUUUGAUCGGUGUUUAUUUAAUUGGUUUGUUAUGAUCUGAAAUAACGUAGGCCUCUUGGGCAGACCUGCAGUAGGCUGAAUAAAUCCACGGUCAGCAAACAGGGGCUACAUUAGCUGGAAAGCACCCUUGUGAUUUAAGGGGGCUUUUUUUUAAGGCCACUGUGUUUUGUAGUGAGGUAAAAGCAGUGUUUAUUAGCUCCUUGUUUUUUUGUUUAUUUCUUAAGCCAGAGAGCCAAAACAUUUCCAGGUAGAUCAACUCUUCAGGGGGGUCUUACAAAGGCCCAGCAGAAUAUACAGUAAAGGCUUCUUUGCGACAUCAAAAGAUCAUUUUUAACUGCGGAGGAAAAUCGUCCACAGGCUGGCUUUAAGCACAAAAGGUGCACGCGAGUAGGUAGUCUAUCCUCCUCCAGUUUAGCUCAAGACAGGGGACAAAAGAAGAUUUUUAAAUGUUAAUGUCGACCGACGUUGCAUCCAUCAUGCUGCCUGUGUCCCGGGGUCUCAUGGACCGGGAUAGAGAGCUGGACCCCAUGGCCGGGGUGCACCCCAACAACGGCGGCGCUCCGGCGGUCGUCCGGGGCAUGAAGCGCGGAGACCCGGAGCCCGACGGACAGGCGGCGGCCGUUCUGGUGGACUCGACCGGGGCGGAGUGCAAGCGUCCCCGGAUCGACGGCUCAGGAGGGAUCGGUGAGAUUGGCCAGAACAACGACCCUUUGACCCUUGGAUACCAUGGCUACCCCUCUCAUAGUCAGGGUUCUCAGGAUAGUGCUGGCGGUCAGGAGGGACUCGUGCCUCCACCUUUCUCCGCAUUCCCGCCGCCUCCGCCGCCGCCCCCCCAGAACGGCCUGGCCCUGGAUUACGGGGGCAGCCUGUACGCGGCAGGGGCCGUCCAGGGCCCCGUGGAAGCCGGCGUAGCAGUGAACAGCGCCGCAAACAUCGUCAACAGCCUCGGUGUCCAACAGUCAGAUGGGUCCUCCCAGAUUGACGGUUCGUCAGUGGUUGGCUCAGGAGGAGUCGGUGGUGGAGGGAGCAUUGGGGAUGACUCAGAUGCCAAGGGGACCCCCAAACGCCUCCACGUGUCCAACAUCCCCUUCCGCUUCCGAGACCCCGACCUACGGCAGAUGUUUGGACAAUAUGGCAAAAUCCUCGACGUGGAGAUCAUUUUCAACGAGAGGGGGUCCAAGGGCUUCGGUUUUGUAACAUUCGAGACGAGCGCGGAUGCGGAGCGGGCCAGAGAGAAGCUUCACGGCACGCUGGUGGAAGGACGUAAAAUCGAGGUGAACAACGCCACAGCUAGAGUGAUGACGAACAAGAAGAUGACCACCCCUUACUCUAACGGAGAGGGCCUCGCAACGCUGCCGUACGGUAAUGCACUUUAAACUUCACAACAGACGAUUCUAUCUUCUUUUUUCCUAUAUUUUUUUCUAUAUUUUUAAAAUAUUAGUAUUGAUCUCCUUCAUUAGGCAUUUUAUCCAAAAGUGCUGCAACUAACCACUGUUUUCAGUCGAUUAGUCUGUCGAUUAUGUUCUCGCUUUGGUCAGAAAACAGGGAGAAAUGUCGAUUCAUGUUUCCCAAAGCCCAAGAUGACGUCGUCAAAUAACCUGUUUUGUCCACAACUCAAAGACAUUCAGUUACUGUCAUAGUGGAGAAAGAAACUGGAAUCAACUGGAGAAUGUUUCCUUUUUUUUCUUCAAAAAAUUACUCAAACCGAUUAAUCGUUUAUCAAAACUGAUGUGAUCCGAGAACUAAUCGCUAAAUCAUUGCAACUCUAAUACCCCACAAAGCAAAAGCCUCAAUAACUCUUUUCUUUUCAAAGUAGGACAACAUAACUUCAUGUAU